CAUAGAGACACCCAAGAAACUUUAGCUGUUUUAGAUAGGUUAGAUUUAGAUACUGAAAAACCGAGCGACGAAGAAAUAGCUAGGAAAUUUGGUUUUGAAGAUGCCUAUUUCAAGGGCAGAUUAUCAUGGUGGCAGUUAAUGAAACCUAAACUAUGGUCUCUAUUUGAUGAACCCUACUCGUCAACAGCGGCAAAAGUAAUAGGAGUUUUGUCAGUAUUUUUUAUCUGCGUGUCUAUUUUAUCGUUUUGCCUGAAAACCCAUCCCGACAUGAAAGUUCCAGUCAUCAGUAGGAUACUUGUGCGGACAGCGAACAAUUCGAGUGAUUAUGUUUUAGACAAAUCGGACACUGAUGCUCACAUAGCAUUUUUUUAUAUCGAGUGCUUUUGUAAUGCCUGGUUUACUUUCGAAAUUUUAAUCAGGUUUAUAGCAAGUCCAAACAAAUGCGACUUUAUCCGAUCGUCAGUUAACAUCAUUGACUACAUAGCAACUGCAAGCUUUUAUAUUGACUUGCUGUUGAGGCGAUUCGCAUCCCAUUUAGAAAAUGCCGACAUCAUGGAGUUCUUCUCUAUAAUCCGAAUUAUGAGGCUCUUCAAACUAACGAGGCAUUCCUCCGGACUGAAGAUUCUAAUACAGACUUUUAGAGCUUCAGCGAAAGAACUCACGCUACUGGUGUUUUUUCUUGUUUUAGGAAUUGUUAUAUUCGCCAGUUUAGUGUACUAUGCCGAAAGGAUACAAACGAACCCGGACAACGACUUUAAAAGCAUCCCUUUAGGACUAUGGUGGGCUCUAGUCACUAUGACUACAGUGGGCUAUGGGGAUAUGGUGCCCAAAACCUACAUUGGGAUGUUUGUGGGUGCCUUAUGUGCCUUGGCAGGUGUACUGACGAUAGCUUUACCAGUACCUGUGAUUGUAUCAAAUUUUGCUAUGUAUUAUAGUCAUACGCAGGCUCGAGCCAAACUACCGAAAAAACGACGUCGUGUUCUCCCAGUAGAGCCUACUAGAGGCCCAAGGAUACCAGGCCCUGUUAUGCCCGGGGCUGCCCCGGGCCUGGGCAAUGCAGCAGGACCGGUGGCAGCCCAAAACCGAAGAGUAAACGCAGUCAAAUCGAAUCAUCCGAGCAGAGAAAACCUGUUGGGCGCCCCUGUACCAAAAAUGGGUUAGUAUCAGAGUGGAGGUGUCA
Dendroctonus ponderosae (mountain pine beetle) is the source of this 1180-nucleotide messenger RNA. Its product is annotated as potassium voltage-gated channel protein Shaw-like. Gene Ontology annotation, cellular component: voltage-gated potassium channel complex; neuronal cell body membrane; axon. The transcript has 5 exons. Gene Ontology annotation, biological process: potassium ion transmembrane transport. NCBI's taxonomy places the organism in Eukaryota, Metazoa, Arthropoda, Insecta, Coleoptera, Curculionidae. The annotation marks the transcript as partial. Gene Ontology annotation, molecular function: delayed rectifier potassium channel activity. The record is from RefSeq and is a predicted model, not a curated record.